GAGUCUCGAGGCCGAGUCCAGCUCCUCCGAGGGAGGGACCCCAGCUGGGGUGGAAAACCUGCACGGGGGAGCCGCAGAGACGCGCCGCGCUGAUCAUGGAGUGGGCCGGCCCCGGCUCCGCGCGGCCGCAGCAGCAGUGGGACCAGGAAUCGGUCGAAGCGUGGCUGGACGAUCACUGGGACUUUACCUUCUCUUACUUUGUUAGGAAAGGCACCAGAGAAAUGGUCAAUGCAUGGUUUGCUGAGAGAGUUCACACCAUCCCUGUGUGCAAGGAAGGCGUCAGAGGCCACACAGAAGCUUGCUCUUGCCCCUCGCAGCAGAGUCCCCAUGCAGAGAGCAGCGUCCCUGGAACACCAACCAGGAAAAUCUCCACCUCCGAAUUUGAUCGGCCUCUUAGACCCAUUGUCAUCAAGGAUUCUGAGGGAACUGUGAGCUUCCUCUCUGACUCAGAAAAGAAGGAACAGAUGCCUCUAACCCCCCCAAGGUUUGAUAAUGAUGAAGGGGACCAGUGCUCAAGACUCUUGGAAUUAGUGAAAGAUAUUUCUAGUCACUUGGAUGUCACAGCCUUAUGUCACAAAAUGUUCUUGCACAUCCAUGGACUCAUCUCCGCUGACCGCUAUUCCCUGUUCCUUGUCUGUGAGGACAGCUCCAACGACAAGUUUCUUAUCAGCCGCCUCUUUGAUGUUGCAGAAGGUUCAACACUGGAAGAAGCUUCAAAUAACUGUAUCCGCUUAGAGUGGAACAAAGGCAUCGUGGGACAUGUGGCUGCUCUUGGUGAGCCCUUGAACAUCAAAGAUGCAUAUGAGCACUGGUUUCAUGAAGAGCUACUGGUGUUCAUAGGAUUCAGUGCUGCUGAACACAAGAGAAGCCCUUCCGUUGAGGUGGACACCCACAGCCAAAAUACUACAUCCUCUGAGGGAGCCAAUCAUACCCUGCUGAUCCACAGCCCCGUAGAACUCAAAAGAGGCUGGAGGAGGCAGAAGCAGCACCUCUUCUUAUACAGCGAUGUGUUGCUUAUAUCUAAUACCAAGUGCGUAUACAUGGCAUGCUCUCCCGAGGAUCAUAAAAUUGCACAUUCGCUAACCCUUAUUGUAGGAAAAUAUGACAGUGUCUCUCUUGCCUGGGGCUUGCAGACAGAUGAUAAAAAUAAGAGGGGGAAAUUACAGAUUGUGAUGAGUGCUUCUGAUACAAGGGAGAUAGGGUACUGUGUAGAAGAUGGGACCAUCUUAGAGAGGGGUUGUGCAGGAGAACCUCUCAAGGCGGCAGCCUCUAAACUGGACCUGCGGGGUGAGCAGCAGCCACCAUCCCCAGCCAAGGUGCAUGAGUCUCCUAGGCGUCUAGGCCCAAGUGGGUGCGGCUCAGUCCCCUGGAGGGAGGAGUUCAGGGGAGGCCAGUGUGACUGGAUCCUGAAGCAGGGGGUGUGA
Messenger RNA from Hippopotamus amphibius kiboko, 1424 nucleotides. Its product is annotated as cGMP-specific 3',5'-cyclic phosphodiesterase-like. NCBI's taxonomy places the organism in Eukaryota, Metazoa, Chordata, Mammalia, Artiodactyla, Hippopotamidae. The transcript has 4 exons. The coding region runs from base 96 to 1424 and encodes 442 amino acids. The record is from RefSeq and is a predicted model, not a curated record.